CCCCCUCACUUUUAACCUCGGUUAGGGUAGUAUUUUCCUGGGGACGACACCAGACAACACCCCAUAGCCACGGGCCCCCUCGCUGUCGGUAACGAUCACCCCUUCCAAUCGGCUGUCACGCCGACAAUAGCUCCGCCAAUGUAGCCUUGGCAUGAAGAAGCAACUGCCUGUUCUGGGAGGUCGCAACUGGGUGGUGGAUGAGGUUGGCCGACGCGAGAUGACGAUGGGGCUCUUCACCGUGUCGUGGAUCUAUAAGAGUGCGUGGUCACCGAGGCAUACUCCCAGCUACGCAUGACUUUCGAGGCUGCACCACGGAGGUCACCAGCGAAAGGUUCCUAGUCUCGGCAGCUAAGCCCGCAAGGAGACAUGAUGAGCUACCACCGCUUUCUCACUCUGGGUGCGGCGUUGCUUGCCCACUCGGCCAUCGCCGCGGGCCUACCCCAGGCAACAGCGGCCGGUAUCGACGCCGCCAGCCUGCUGAUACUGACCAAGGCCGCCGAUGCCCAAGUUCAGGCUGUCAUCGAUGGGAAGGCAGCCUCCCUCCUCGGCUCUCCCCGCGGACUCACGCGACAAGUCCGGCGACUUGUGACGCCGUUUGUUUGGGAUCAGUCUAGCUAUUACCACAACGAGACUCUGCUGUCUUACGCAGAAGACAUGCUCGCAACCCUGAUGGAGCGCCAGCAUGCAGACGGCACAUUCACCGUGGGGAACCGGCACUCUCCACCCGACACAGGCUUUUUGAUCGAGGAUUUCGGGGUUAUGAUCACCAUGCUGGAAGCAGAUGACCACGCCAGCAGCAAGAAGGUUGCCGAAACCAUCCGCGCCCUGAUGGCCAAGGCGGGCCCGGGUCUCGCCCACGGCGGCAUGCACACUCCGAACCAUCGCUGGAAGCUCUGCUCUGCCCUGGCGCGAAUCACCCACGCUACGGGUAACAGCAGCUACGUAUCCCGGAUCGAUGACUGGCUCGCCGAGGGCAUCGACAUUGACGCGGACGGCAUUUAUUCGGAGCGCAGCACCAUCUACUACUCCAACGUGGCAAACCCCUCUCUGCUCACAGUCGCGCACAUCCUCAACCGGACGGAGCUUGUCCCGCACAUUCGCAAGAACCUUGAGCUUGUUAUCGAGCACGCUGAGCCCACAAAUGGCGAGGUUGAAACCACCCAUUCUCGGCGGCAGGACCAGAACCAGCGCCAGGUCCUCAAGGACUACUAUGUCCAGUUCCGUGAGCUCGCGCUGCUCGAUAAGAACGGGCGCUUUGCCGCCAUGGCCCGUUUGAUCGAGCGACUGUUCGCCGCCGAUCUCGGCGAUUUCCUUGGUGAUCUUCUGGAGAGACCCGAGCUCGCGGCUGCUCUCCCGGCGGAGAAGAAGGCUUUCGUCGACUUCGACAAGCACUACAAGGCAUCUGGACUCUUCCGCGCGCGCCGCGGCAAGGUGGUCGCGGCAGCCUUUGGCGGCUCCGAUUGGUAUGCCGACGGCAAGGAGACGCCCUUCUUCAACCGGUUCGGCUCCGGCCUGUCGACAAACCCGACGCUAUUCCGGGCCUGGAACGGACGAGCAGUGCUCGAGGCCGUCCGCCUGGCCCCCGAGUUCUUCUCCAUGGGCCACUUUCGGUCCAACGGGCUGGCGUACGACAACAGUGUGGUGCGGCUCAGCAACGACCUCAAGAUCCCCUACUACCACCCGAUCCCCGCCGAACACCGCCGCGCGGACGGCGUCUAUGCCAUGUCGCGGUCCGUCGACGGCCGCUUCUACGCCGCGCUGGACUUUGAGAACCGACCCGCGCACACGCGCGACCUCAAGACGGACGUGCGCAUCUCGCCCACCGCGACCGGCUACGAUCUCAACUUUGUGGUGGCCGGCGAGGAGAACGUCGAUAUGACGCUCGAGCUGACGUUUCGUCAGGGCGGCGAGCUGUCGGGCAUCCAAGCACUCGACGACGGCUCAUUCCGUCUUGUCGAGGGUCAGGGCACGUACAAGGUUGGCGAGGACACCAUCACGUUUGGGAACGGCAACGGCGCCGGCCCUAUCAACACGGGCGCCGCGGGCGAGCAGUACAGCUGGCACAACGGGAACCUCGUGGUCCAGGGCCAGCACGUCUACAUCACGGGCAGGUCGCCUCUCAACUACACGCUCAACAUUGGGUUUUCGUGAUUGGAGGAUGGAUAAGCUAGCUAUGUGCCAACCCUACUACAGUCUUUCGUGAUCUAACAGCCACUUGAAAACACGUUUUUGUGGGCAGCUGACCACCCAUUCCGAGAAUCCACCCGUUCGUGUGCGGCAGGAAACAUACCCGCCUCUGCUGAAGUUCUCCUGCUGGGCCGUUUUGCCCAUCGGCACACACCACCGAGGAGGCGAUGCGUCAAAAGAGACCCCACCUGGCACGCGUUGGGCAGCACGGUUCCAUUCAGGAAACAAGAUGGCCGCUCACAUUCCGCUUGGUACAUCGUGAAUCACCUUACUGUCUCGUUGGAACCAACUCCCCGACCUCACUCUGCCUGCCCAUCCAUGGAACCGCCCGAACUGAUCGGCCCCGCCUCAUAGUCCGCUGAACCCGCAAAGGCCUGUGCCCUUUUUUAUGACCCUGUAUUUACAAAUGGAUCAAGUACCCCGCCGCGCAGGAAACUUCGUUGGCAUCGCCUUUUGCCUGUCGGGUGUGAAUCGUGCCCGGUCCUUGUCAACUGAGUGCAUUACCCCUGCCACUUUUUUAGCGACCGCGGUUGGGCUAGCGCUAAAUCU
Gaeumannomyces tritici R3-111a-1 is the source of this 2736-nucleotide messenger RNA. RefSeq lists its product as hypothetical. Lineage: Eukaryota; Fungi; Ascomycota; Sordariomycetes; Magnaporthales; Magnaporthaceae. The transcript has a single exon. The coding region runs from base 367 to 2151 and encodes 594 amino acids. The record is from RefSeq and is a predicted model, not a curated record.